Molecule: messenger RNA, 843 nt
Organism: Suillus subaureus
Lineage: Eukaryota; Fungi; Basidiomycota; Agaricomycetes; Boletales; Suillaceae
Exons: 5
Source: RefSeq, a predicted model, not a curated record
CAUGUGAUUGCCAUACUCUGUACCAUCUUUAGGCUUGUUUACAGAGGUUGGACUCGUCACUUUUGGUGGGAAGACGCAUGGGCAGCAUUUGCACUGAUCUCAGACGUUGUUUGCCUGCUAUGCAUCUGGAUCCAUACCUCGACAAGUUGUGAGUAUUUGACUUCGCGCUCCAAGAUUUAUCUUACUACUUUUAUGUCAGUCCCAAUCUGGACCUUCCCUGUGGCUUCCACCUCCGUUGUGUGGUGCGCAUCGGCUGCGCGCAUGAGCAUCAUUUUCUCUGUCAUCCGAGUCGCCAACUCCUCAGGUUGCAAGUACCAGAGAUGGAUCACCUAUCUCAUUACAGUAUCCUUCGCGUGCAUGUGGAUUGCGGUACUGAUACAGAAGAACAUUACGUGCGUCUUCAUAUGCCAGAUGACCAAGUCGGUAGCGCUCUUGCAAUUGAUUACGGACGUCAUCGCGGAUGUUUCUCUCAUUAUUGCGCCGCUGCAGUUCUGGAAAAAUAUAAGGCUCUCACGCAACAGUAAAAUAUUGAUCUUCUCCACAUUCGGGGCAUCGCUUCUUCUCAUCGCCGUCACAAUCCCCCACUCCAUAAUGCUCUUUCAUUCCGCCUCAGAAACGACGCUCAUCAUCACGCACGUCAAGGCCGCCCUCAGUCUUGUCAUCUGCAACCUCCUAGUAAUCGUCACUGUGGCAUACCGCGUGCGCUGGAAGGAAUCACUUGAUCCAGACCAAACAUUUGGAUCUCCCUUAAUCUUCACGAGCGCCGUCGCGGUGCAAACCCCCGUCAACGCGAUUCCCAUGACAUUGCGCUCUGGGAAUGAGGAGACAGCUCCGGAUGAUUGA